AUGGCGGCAGUGCCCCAAAGAACACUUAACUGGCUUUACAGUAUUUUGAUCAGGGACCACUACGACCCCAAGCAGACAUAUCAAGAUCCCAACCGGACCUACUACGAUGUCGCCAAUGCGCUAGCCCAAUAUCCUUCUCUCUCUCCGCGAACAGAUGUCUACACCUACGAAACCGGUUUCUCCACGCUGCUCCUCCUCAUCGCGGGGACAAUACCUGUCUCCUUUCGCGGAACGCUAUAUAAAUUCCCAGUCGCACUAUGGAUUCCCACGACGUAUCCUCGCGAACCGCCGAUGGUUUAUGUGACUCCGACGCACGAUAUGGUGGUCCGGGUUGGGCAGCAUGUGACGUUGGAGGGGAGGGUAUACCAUCACUACUUGGCGCACUGGCUGGAGGCAUGGGAUAGGUCUUCGAUCGCCGACCUCCUAUCCAUCCUACGAGACGUCUUUGCUACCGAACCGCCCGUUAAAUAUAAACACCCGAUACAGCAGCCGCAACCACAAUCAAUGCCUACACCACCACCUGUGCCCCCGUUACCACCUGGAUUCGGUUCGCCGACGGUGCAGAGAAUGCCCUCACCCAGGCCGGAAACUCAAGUACCACCCCCGCCACCUCCAAAGCCGGGUCAAAUGGUAGCUGCCGAGCAGCAACAGCAGACACCUCCGGCAGGACGAUACAAUUCUCCUCCGCCUCUCCCCCCAUUACCUCCAGAAGAACAAGCACGACGACAAUCCUUUUCGCCCCAGACAGGUAUGAGUCCUGGCGGAAUGGCGAGUCCGUAUCGAGUGCCGCAACAACCGCACAUGACUGGACCAGCAUACCCCAGCGGCACUCCAGUGAGUCCAGCCCAGAAUCUUGGAUGGCAGCAAUCACGACAAUAUCCACCACACCAGAUACCCCGUCAUCCUGUCUACCAGCAAUCACCAGUCGCUCCAUAUCCGCACUCACCCAUGCCUCACCAGCGACAACUCUCACAAGCAACACCAACCACGCAACCAAUGCCGACACCGACACUAGCACCAGCACAAACCGCACCGAAACAACAGGCACCAGCACCAGACCUCCUCACCUCCCCCUUCGAGCUCGAACUGCCCUCCUUCGCACCCACAGGACCAGCCCCGCCAAUCCCCCCAAACCCCGAAAAAGACGCCCUCGUAAAAGCAGUCUCCAAAACACUAGCCGAAACGGUCCAGUCCAACGUCUCGCAAUCCGAAUCAGCAGCCCACUCACUUACCUCCCAAUCCCACUCGUUACACAACGCCAUCGCUACCCUGCAAGCCGAGAUCUCCUCGCUAAACUCCCUCAACACAACUCUUCAAUCCAACACCUCGAUCCUCCAGCAGUCCCUCCAACGCGCAGAUACCGUCAUCGCAGAUGCCCAGACCCGUAUCUCCUCAUCCCAGUUGCCAACGUCUGCCUCUGCAUCUGCAUCCCCACUCCCGACCUCCAGCACAGACACAACAACUUCAACGCCAACGUCAGUGCAGGGUCUCCCCUCCAUCGACGAAAUCCUCGUCGCCCCCACCGUCGUCGGGAAACAACUCUACGACCUCGUGGCCGAGGAAGCGGGCAUCCAGCAGGCUAUCUACGCGCUGCAGGUUGCGCUUGUUAAGGGUGUGAUCGGGGUGGAGACGUGGUCGCGACAUACGAGGGGUUUGGCGAGAGAGGCGUUUCUUAAGAGGGCGUUGGGGAGGAAGGUUGCGGUAGGGUUGGGGUGUGAGGGGGUUUAG
Molecule: messenger RNA, 1728 nt
Organism: Aspergillus chevalieri
Lineage: Eukaryota; Fungi; Ascomycota; Eurotiomycetes; Eurotiales; Aspergillaceae
Product: putative endosomal sorting complex protein TSG101
Exons: 4
Coding region: 1-1728 (575 amino acids)
Biological process (GO): protein transport; endosome to lysosome transport; protein modification process
Cellular component (GO): ESCRT I complex
Molecular function (GO): ubiquitin binding
Source: RefSeq, a predicted model, not a curated record